Zophobas morio is the source of this 1648-nucleotide messenger RNA. RefSeq names its product serine protease inhibitor 42Dd-like. The record is from RefSeq and is a predicted model, not a curated record. Lineage: Eukaryota; Metazoa; Arthropoda; Insecta; Coleoptera; Tenebrionidae. The coding region runs from base 109 to 1266 and encodes 385 amino acids. Gene Ontology annotation, molecular function: serine-type endopeptidase inhibitor activity. The transcript has 3 exons.
CUGUAUUUAUAACUUAUUUAUUGUGGUAACCAAUUUGAGUUCCUUUGGAUACAUUUGUAUCUAAACCGUGCUUCUUUUAACCCACCAAGAUUGAAGUUUAGUGACAAAAUGGCCGACGAAAAACCUUCAAAAGCUCAAAGCGUCGUUCUUCACGGAAACGCAGCUUUCGCGAAUCGGUUGUAUCAAAUCUUAGCCAAAGAACGCGGAAACCUCUUUUUUUCGCCGCUGAGUGUCCACGCCGUCAUCUCCAUGGCUCACCAAGGAGCCAGAGAAGAGACAGCAAAAGUGAUUGAAGAAGUCCUUCAAAUUCCAGAAGCUGAAGUUACAGCGGUGGGUUACCGAGCCAUCACCGAAAGUCUAAAGUCGCUCGUGGACAUCCUCGUGUACUUAGCUUUCAAAAUAUACUUCAAGAAAGACGAAGAGUUGGAAGACAAUUUCGUUGGAAGCGUUCAAGAAUAUUUUUCGUCAGAAGUGGAGUGUGUAGAUUUUCGGGAAAAGAAUAAAGUUGUGAAGGAUAUCAACCAGUGGGUGGAGAAGCAGACCGCUGAAAAGAUCAAAAAUAUUGUUACUCCAGACUUUAUAACUGAUGACACGAAGAUGAUUUUGAUAAAUGCUAUUUAUUUUAAAGGUGCGUGGUGCACCAAGUUUCUUGCUGGACGUACAACCACUGAGAAGUUUUUCGUCGACGAAGAGAAUUCAGUGGACGUGGAGAUGAUGAACAAAAUGGACGACAGGUUGUAUAAGUAUGACGAAGAGCUGGACGCACAGAUUGUACUUCUUCCGUUCAAAAACACAAAUGCGCGGAUGGUCGUCGUGUUACCAAAAGAAAGAAACGGGAUUAGAUCUUUAGAAAAAAAAUUAAGUCAUCUUGGUUUUACUCGACUAGUAGAAAAUUUAACUCUCGAGUCCGUAAUUCUUUCACUGCCGAAAUUCAAGAUGGAGAUUACCGUGGAUUUGGGCGAAGCUCUGAGUCAGAUGGGACUUGAGAAUAUAUUCAGCCAGAAAGCUGAUUUUAGUGGAAUGUCAAAGACUUGUAAGGAAUUAUGUGUUGCAAAAGUUCUCCAAAAAGCUUUCAUAGACUUGAACGAAGUGGGAGUAGAAGCUGCAGCUGUUUCAGUUAUGAAAAUAACCAAAAAGUCUGGUAAAUGGGUGGACGAACCUGUGGAUUUCGUUGUUGAUCACCCUGCUCUGUUUUUACUAGUUGUUGAUGUGGAGGGUGCCAUUAACGUCUUAUUUUGUGGAAGGCUGUCUCAUCCGCGAUACUAAAAAUGCAAUUCGAACAUUUUGAAAUAAACUUUUUAAUAUACAUCGUUUUUUACAAAUAAGACAUUGUAAAGUAUAAUACACAGAAAGUUAAUACUGAAGGUGUGAAAGUUUCCCCUAAAACAAAAUAUUCAUGCUUUCUCCAAAGCUCCGUUCCAAUAUGAAGAUGUCCGGAUAGUCAACAACAAACUCCAGUUCUGCCUCAUCUCACCUACAACACCUCGUUGAUAUCAAUAAAGACCCUCUGGUUAAUUUUACCAACACAAAAAUGCCCGGUAUGGAACGUCUUGGGUGUUAUCCCCGAAAAGCCUGCCUUCUCUUUGUCAAAAUCCGCCCAAAAUCCAUCUAAAAUAACGAAACCACUUCAAAGUCAUCUCAUGUGUCU